AUGCUUUCUCGUUUACUAAAGGAGCACCAAUCGAAGCAGAACGAACGAAAAGAACUUCAAGGUGAGAGGAAACGGAAGUUGUCUGACUAGCUAGCUAGCGAUACUUAAUGCUAAAACAAUACUAGUAAAUGUAGAUGGCUAGCUAAUUUGUUAGCAGCAACAUGAAGGUCGUUCUAAUUAAGUUACUUGUGAUCCUGAACCUAGACUGGAGCAAAGGCAGACAACUGUUGUAAAUGCUUGAGAUGGGACAAGUCAAUUGUGAAUUUCGUGACUAAUUGCAUGUAUAGGUAGCUAACUAGUAAAGGCCGUCCACACCAAGGACGAUAACUAGCUACAACGAUACAUUAUACAUAGCUAUAAAACGUUGGCGAGCAUCCACACUAGAGGAAAGUGUAUCGUUAUAAAGUAUCAUACACCUGUCAAUCAACUGAUCAAAACGUCCAACUGCUCGCUGUAGGCCUAUUAAUAAUGUGGUAACACAGGCCAUUCAGUGCUUCUGGGUGUGUUCAUUGUCAUAGUGACUUCUUCCUUCUUCUUUGGGGUUUAACUGCGGUCGGUAUCCAAUAUGUUGUAAUGUUAAUGUCCAAUAUGUUAUAAUAGCAAUAAGGGACCUUAUUGGGGUUUGUGGGAUAUGGCCAAUAUACCACGGUUAAGGGCUGUUCUUAUGCACGACGCAACCGGCUAAGGGCUGUAUCCAGGCACUCCGCGUUGCGUCGUGUUUAAGAACAGCCCUUAGCCGUGAUGUAUUGGCCACAUACCACACCCCCUCGGGCCUUAUUGCAUAAAUAUGCAACCCAUCAUUCAUUAGCUAAAUAAUAGGCAUAAUACUUAAGUGAAGAGGAUAUAGGCCUAACCAAUGAAUUUCCACAGUAAAAAAAAAUGAAGCGCAUCAUGAGAUGACAGGCUACACUUUGUGGGCUCCCCAAGCUGCGCUCCCAGUCCCUGUGGGUACGCAGCUCAAAUCUCCCCAAUUUAUUAAACUUUUUAAGGACAAGAAAGUGAUCAAGCCAACAACAUCAAAAUAACAACACAAUGUAAUAAUGCAUAUUUUUUUUAUUUUGGUUAAUAAAGAAUUCUAGUCGAAGCUGUAAACUGCAGUGAGCUGUAAACCACUAAAAAGCUCUGCGUUCUGAAUGCAUAUUUCAUUCCCAAAUAAUAAUAAUUCGAUUAGGCAACCAUUUGGGUCAGUAAUGAGUAUUUUCUCUACAGUUUACAAGGUCCAGAAAGGCACAUUAGCAGCCAGUCAGUGUAUAUUUUGUCAGGAUGUUAUCAGCGUUCACAGAUACUAUUGGAAAAUAUGGCCUUGGCAUAUUGAUACGCUCUGUUUGUUGUGGAUUAUAAUUCUCCUAAAUUCUCCUAUAAUUAAUGUUGCCAACAAUAUGCUCACAUGCCCAGUUCUCCAGGCAAGCUUACCGUGCACUCCUCUCCAAGCUGCCUCGUGUACCUAGGACUAAGAACACUUCAAUGGAACGCAUUCUUUGAUUUCGUUGGAGGGACAGGGAAAAAAUCACUCUGAAAGUGAUCCAAACGAUAGCUCUCGUUCUCCACUCUUUUUGUAGUUAUCGUUGUAGUAUGAAUGCUCCUGUUCACUUGAAUUAGAUUUUAUUUUAUUUUUUAUUGUUAUGGUUAUCAUGCUUGGUGUGGACGGCCCUUAACUCUGGUCCCAUCAUUCAACGACCACAAGAAAUUGUAUCUGCUUCUGUGUUAGAGGAACUCACACUGAUGCCCUGGAACAAAGCUAGCUAGCACAUAACUAAGUAGCCUCAGAAAUCAGCUAGCUAGCUUCUCGCUUCUUCUUGACCUGAUAGCUAACCAGCUUGCUGCCAUCUCCAGUGGAGGCUAUUCCAUUCACCCAUCAUGACAUGACAGCUGUUUUCUUUUUCCCUGCACAGAGGGACGUAGACGAGAGGCAAUUACUGCUGCCACCUGUCUAACAGAAGCCUUGGUGGACCACCUCAAUGUCGGGUAUGUAUGCCCUGUUUGGAACUACUGUUUUAUGUGCCCCAUUUUAUGUCCUAUUGGUUCGAGUCAUUCAGCUGUUCAACUCAGCCAAUUCAGCUCAAAUGCCUUGACACGUGACAAAUUAGACCUAUGUUGUAACCUGCAUUGAAAAUGUGUUGCUACAGUCAUCUAUAUGAGUAGCCUUGGCUUAUUAUAACAUGUUAUAAUAGAAGAAUGCCUGCCAAUCGAAACCUGUGGAGCGAUUUUAAAGUUCAUCCUGGACUAAAAAGCAUUUCAUGGAGAUUCUCAAUUGAGUUGGGUUUUCAGUCCAGGACUAGGCAUAAUCUGGGUCGGGGAACGACCCUCUGUGUGCUUAGCUUUCAAUCACUGUGUUAACCAAUGAUGGCAUGUGACUCCACAGCACAAUGUACACUGGUAAUAUUGAAUCAUUAUGAAAGUUACUUAGUGGCGAACCCAAGAAAAGCAGCUUAGUGAGCAACAGUUGGACGUGACCACCAUUGUUGUGCCGCUACGUUCUACUGCAGUGAAGGAGAGGAGGAUAAAGUCAGGUGUUUCAACAUUUCUCUCUCUUUGAGAUUUAACGUUAAGGAGUCCAUAAGGACAUCAUUUUACACUUUCAGGAGCUGUCAGUCUACUUUCUCUUCAUUUUACAAUAUCAAAUGGUAUCUUUGCCCUUAAGAUGUCGUCAGAUCAACAUUCUAUUGAAUAAUGGAACUUAGUUAGCUUCCAUCCUUGUGUCAAUCUUUGAAAUCAUUUUCUGAUCAUCUCCUAACUCUUGCGGCUUAUACCGUCGCUAUACUCAUCUGUAUUGUGUUAUAACAUCUUAUUGUAAGUAACAUGUUUUUAACAGGUGCUAUACAUCUUAUAGCCUACUCUUCUUCCAGUUGCUGUGUGUGAUGUUUUAAUUCCAGGGUGGCCAAGGCGUAUGUGAACCAGAGGAAGCUGGACCAUGAGGUGAAGACGUUACAGGUGCAGGCCGGACAGUUCUCCAAGCAGACUGGCCAGUGGAUUAGUAUGGUGGAAGGCUUCAACCAGGCCCUGAAGGUAUACACACACACACACACACCGUCAACCCUAUAUGGUCUUAGAUUAGUAACCAACAUCUCUAAAUCUUUUGAUGGUUGGUGAGUGGUGGCAGACCCCCAUAUUAAUGAGUGUUUUAAAAGAUUUCAGGAGAAGUGGUAUGGGGUAUUUUCCUUUUGCGACAAAAACAAAGUAUCUUUACUAUCCCUAGAGGCAUUGAAGUUGGAUUGAACUGUUCCACUCCUUUUUUUGAUGUAACAUGAGCUCUGUCACCUAUCCAGUGAAACAUUGUAAUGUUCAAAAUAAUUAUAUAUAUAUAUAUAUAUAGUAUUCCCAGCCACCGUCACAACAGGAGGCCUUUUGCCAGGCCGUCAUUGUAAAUAAGAAUUCCUUCUUAAUUGACUUGCCUGUUUUAAAAAGAGGUUAAAUAAAAAUAUAUAUACAAUUUCCGUUACAUUACUGUAGGCCUCAAGCACAUCAAUAUGUAUGUGACUCACACAGAUAGCUACUGUUCUACCAAGACCGCUCGGCUGUAAGUCAAUCUCUGUGCUGUGUCUUUGUUAGCAUAGUGGAGGUAAAUCCAAACUCUGGUUGUUGAACAUCAAACACAACAUUCCCUCUCUCUGGCCUUCUACAAUGUUCUGUGAAGCUGGUGCAUUGUGCUUGUGUCAUAUACUGCAAACUGAGAAAAGAAAGUGUCACUAGCCUGAGGGACCUUGGCUUGGUCAGGGAGAGAGAGGAGAGGGAGAGAGAUGUUUUGUCACUGUCAAAAUACCUCUGAGUCAUCUCAGUCAAAGCUAAUUUUUUGCUUUGUCAAGAGGAUGACUUUCAGGACCUUCUGACGAUUAAACGAUAUGAACCUCCAUCAUCAUGUCUGGUGCUCAUUCAUAAAGUUGACAAUACCACCCCCUUGUGGCCAUUACCAUAAACAUAUACUGUAUUUGGAUAUACAGGGGCUUCAGAAAGUAUUCACAACCCUUGACUUUUUCCACAUUUUGUUGUGUUACAGCCUGAAUGUAAAAUAGAUUCCGUUUAGAUUUUUUUGUCACUGGCCUACACACAAUAUCCCAUAAUGUCAGUGAUUUUUACAACACAUCACUGAGUACCACUCUUCAUAUUUUCAAGAAUGGUGGUGACUGCGUCAUGUUAUGGGUAUGCUUGUCAUUGGCAAGGACGAGGGAGUUUUUUUAGGAUAAAAAUAAACAGCAUAGAGAUAAGCACAGGCAAAAUCCUAGAGGAAAACCUGGUUCAGUCUGCUUUCCAACAUACACUGGGAGACAAAUUCACCUUUCAGCAGGACAAUUACCUAAAACACAAGGCCAACUACUAUACACUGGAGUUGCUUACCAAGAAGACAUUGAAUGUUCUUGAGUGGCCUAGUUACAGUUUUGACUUAAAUCGGCUUGAAAAUCUAUGGUAAGACUUGAAAAUGGCUGUCUAUUAAUUUAUCAACAACCAACUUGACAGAGCUUCAAGAAUUUUAAAAAUAAUAAUGUGCAAAUCAUGUACAAUCCAGGUGGGAGAGGAGGACUCUGAUAUUUGCGUUUUUUAACACCUGUAACAGCCAUUUCCUGCAAUCUAGAGCCUUAAAUGAUAACACCUGUUGUUUACGAAGCAAGUGAAGAAUAACAAUUUAUUUUAUUUGAUACUAUGGUUCUAAGAUUAAUUUAGCCUUUCCCAAGAUGCUUUGGGAAACCUGGCCCAGGUCAUUACCAGAAUAACUAAAACAGUUAUCCAUUUGUAGUCUAUAACGUGCAGGUUACUUAUUCAUGAACUUCUGGCAUGUUUAGUUCUAACCCUCCCCAUUGUAUCUUUAGUGUUGACCCCUAAUAAGGCCCUAACUUUUAUCUAACCUUUUUUUUUAUCUUUCUCUUGACCAGGAAAUCGGUGAUGUGGAGAACUGGGCACGUAGUAUUGAGAUGGAUAUGAGAACCAUCGCCACAGCUCUGGAGUACGUACAGAAGGGACAGCUCACAUCAGCCUCUUCAUAG
Molecule: messenger RNA, 4976 nt
Organism: Coregonus sp. 'balchen'
Lineage: Eukaryota; Metazoa; Chordata; Actinopteri; Salmoniformes; Salmonidae
Source: the annotation of a GenBank genome assembly